Molecule: messenger RNA, 2601 nt
Organism: Camellia sinensis
Lineage: Eukaryota; Viridiplantae; Streptophyta; Magnoliopsida; Ericales; Theaceae
Biological process (GO): regulation of DNA-templated transcription
Cellular component (GO): nucleus
Source: RefSeq, a predicted model, not a curated record
AUAUCUGGUAUUUCGUGGAUGUGUAUGUAUAAACCGAACCGACUUAGCUCAGAUGUUUGUUUGUUUGUUCAUGUUCGGUUUAUAUUAAAGCCCUAAUUUCAUUUGGCGCUUCCUAAAUUUCCAAUUUCGAAAUUCGCGGGGAAUUCAAUUCUCUUCCAAUUCCAUCAUCUCCCGCCAUACGCACCCAACAAUUCAGAAAUAGUGAAAAUUUCGAUUGGCGAUCUGUCUCUCUGUACUCUCAGUUUGAACCACCAUCGAAGCCAACAUCACAGUUGGCGACAAUGGCGGUGCCUUCAAGCUCACGGGAUGAUUUAUCUGAUCAACAGAAUGGGAAGACCAGUAACAGUGAGAAGAAGGAAGAAAAAUCUCGGAAACAAUCUGAGAUUGGUUGUUCAUCGCCGGCCAAGAAGAGCGCAAAGUGCGCAAGUUUUGAGGAUCAAAUCUACUCUUCUUGGAAUGGGAAGACUUGUCAUCAGUGCCGUCAUAGAACCAUGGAUUUUGUGGCUGCCUGCAAGAAUCUGAAGAAGGACAAGCCAUGUACUAUCAAGUUUUGUCACAAAUGCCUCUGGAACAGAUAUGGAGAAAAAACAGAAGACGUGGCAUUUUUGGGGGACUGGAAUUGUCCGAAGUGCAGAGGCAUCUGCAACUGCAGUUUCUGCAGGAAGAAGCAAGGACACCAACCCACUGGUAUACUUAUACACACAGCCAGGACAACUGGUUUUUCCUCUGUUUCAGAGAUGCUUCAUGCUAAAGGCCCUGAAAAUUUUGGUAUUAAAAAGAUUGUAAAAGGCAUUGAUGUUGGGCCAACACAUACUCCACCUCUGCCAUCAAACCUUGAUGAGAGAAAACGGAAGAAAAUGAAGCAGGAUGGGUUAAAGGACAUAAAAGAAGGCAACUCGAUUGAUGGGAUUAUGUUGAAGGAGACUAGUACCAAAAAAUCUCGAAUUUCUAAUGGAGUCUCCAAGAAAGAGGACAAAACUAGUCAAACAGUUGGAGUUCUAGAAGAGGAAAAGAAACUGGAAACAAGGGUUUCUAAGGGAGUUUCAUAUAAACUGAUUAAACGUGAAAAGAAUAAAGAACAAAGGCAUAGCAGAAAACAAACAAAUGCUAUGAAGCUCCAAAACAAAGAUAGUAAUCCGGACAUCCCAUUGCCUCAGGGCACUGAGUUGACAACUGUUGCUGGAAUUGACCUACCACUGGAAGCUGUUGGCCAUGCCUUGCAAUUUUUGGAAUUCUGUGCUGCUUUUGAUGAGAUUCUUGAUUUGAAGGAAGGGGAGCCCGAAUAUGUACUUUAUGAACUAAUACGUGGGGGACGUGGGUGCAAAGGAAGAUUAUCUCCAGUUGUCCAUUUUCAUAUCCAAUUGCUGACUCUGAUACAAAAGGACUUGGGAGAGAACUCUCCAGUGAUAACUCCAAAAGUUGGCAAAGAUUCAUGGCUGAAUUCCCUACAAAAUUGUACCUCCAGAUCCCCUUGCAUAUUGAAACAGCUGAAGCUGGACCGGUUUGGUGGGGAAGCUGAUGAUUAUGAUAGUUUAGACUCCUCAGAAAAGCUUAGACUAUUAAAUUUUCUUUGUGAUGAAUUUCUUUGCACUGCAAAAAUAAGGAGUUGGAUAGAAGACCAGAAUUCAAAGUUUGCUGAAAAGGUGAAGGAAGCAAAAGAAAGAGUUGUUGCUGCAAAGCAUAAGGAGAAACAAUUGAAGCAGAAGAUGCAGGAUAAGGUGGCCGAAGCUAUCAUUGCAAAAAAUGGUGUUCCUCUUUCAAUUUCUGAGCAUGAAGCUAUUGUUUCACAAAUUAAAACUGAAGCAGCUCAAGCUCAUGCCGAGAUGGUGGAAUCAAAAGGCAUGUUACCUAAGGAGAAACAAAAAUCUGAUGUUGUUAGAACAGAGCCUAUCCUUUCGGACAUUAACGGGCGCACAUACUGGAGAUUAAAAGGAUAUUCUGACGAAUCUAAUGUUCUUCUUCAAGAUGUGGGAACCUGGGAUGCAGUUGGGUCAGGUGAAAAAUGGAUCUCCUACAAUUCGGAACAGGAAAAAGAGAUAGAAAAAUACAUUUAUUCUGUAAGGAAGAGAAGGCUAAGCUCUCAAAAGAUUACUGAUGGACUUUCAUCUAGAAGUAUCGAAGCAGACCUGAUUCAAUAACUAAUCUAUCACCUCCAGUCAGUGCAAUCAAGCAGACAGCCAUGUAAUAAUAAUCAGGUGACUUUUGGCUGCAACAUAUCCUAGAAGGGUUCAAAAGCUGGGUUCCGUUGGUUUGAUGAUUGAUUGUGUGAAGUUACUUGCAACUUUUUGUAAGUUUACAGUGUUGUAUGAUUUUGCUCAUUCUUAACUCAGUUUUAGACUUUAGAAUAUUCAAUUAGACUAUUCUGCCAUUGUGUAACAAUCUGGGGAAAGUGAUUCUCCAUAUGUAUUUUUACUGUGCUACUUCUAUUAUUGAGAAGCAGUUAAAUAAGGCUAGCUUCCUGUGUAACAGGCAUGUUUACAUAUUUGUGCUAUAAGUUGUAACUUGUAAGCUUAGAAAAUGAUAUGGCAGUUUUUGAUCUCCAAUUCUUGUACAUUUGUCAAAACUGAAUAAAUCUUUGGCCCCAUUUUUUUGUUGUAUAAA